AUGAUAGAUUCAAAUAAAAUGUUAGAACAAACAAAACUUGCUAAUAAGACUGAAACAAUAUUUAUUAAUGAUACAAAUUCCGCUCAUUACUUCAUGUACAGUAAUAUUAUUAGCGAUGGAAGAAAUGUUUCUGAAACAGCUAAUUUAAUCAACAAUAAACUCAUAUCUUACUAUAGAAAUGACAAUGAAUUCAUUUCAUCUGAUACAGACACAUUCAUUACAACAGCAACUGAUUCAUCCCAAUUACUUAUACCGUAUACCACAAAAGAAACUGCUUUAACAUCAAUUAGCGAUGACGAAAAAAAAAGCAAUCACAUUGUUAUUCAAACGAUAUCAUUAAAAGAAUAUGCUCCAUCAACUACUACAUUUUAUCGUAAUACAGAUAUUUUGGGAACAGACGAACAAGUAACUACAGUUUCUCCCGCUUCAUUCAUCAAGAAAUUAAACAACGUAAAUGAAGAUGAGCUAUCAACCAAUGAUAUCCCAAAAUCAACAUUUAAUAGUACUGAUUCAUCUGAGUCACGUAACCAGAAAGAGGAUUUCAUCGUCGAAAAGAUGGAUAUUUUCUCAACGAAAUCAUAUAAUGAUAGUACUAUUCUGGAUGAUUAUCAUUUCGCUAGUACUCAAUCAACAACAUUCAAUCCAAUAUUUCUCGAAAAUAGUGAUAGUUUUGCUGAAGCUGAUGAUAUGAGUGUUAAAAACGUGGUAGAAUCAACGGAUCUUUCGAUACAAUCUAAUAAUUCAACUUCAACAGAUCAAAUUACAAAAUUUGUUAGUAGCAUUGCUAAUGAAAAUGAAGGCGUCAGAAAUUUUUUGAUGGAAACGAAUAACUUACAUUCAAUAAAUUCGGAUUCAAUUACGAGUAACAUAACAAUAGUUCCAGCGGAAACUAUUUUUCCAAAAAUAUCAACAAUUGAUAAAAAGAUUGUUAUUGAAGCCAAACAGAAAUGGACAGAAGCGCUCCAAAUACCAACGUCAGAUAUCAAAGAUUCUGCACAUUCCUUAGAAGAUUUGAUCCCUACUUCUAACUCGAUAAACAUCGAUAACUUGACCAAUUCACAGGAAAAUUCACUUUUUUCGGAUAGGAAUGAUGAAUCAACAAAAACGACGGAAAAAUCGGAUCAAUCAAUUAAUUGGACAAAUGGUGAAGAAACUGCUCGAUUAAAACAAAAUGAAACGGAAUUGAAAGGAAGCACGCUUACUCAACCAAUACAAGAUACAAUUAUCUCUAGAAAUAACUAUGAUGCGAACAUUUCGAAUAUUCCGGAUAUAAAAAAGAGUGGAAGUAUCACAAGGCAGAUGAAUAAUGGAGCGUCAAUCUUGAAAUUAUCUCACAGUACUUCGGAAGAUACAUCGAAUGUCAAAAAUUCAACAAUGAUAAGCAAUCCUGAAGCUUCAAAAGCUUUUGUUCAAGAAGAUAUACAUUCUAGUAUUAGCGAUAAGAAUGUGGAACACUUCACCUUGGGAAGAAACAAUUCAUUUUUUACCACCGAAUUCUCAACAGCCUUGAAAAAAGUCUUACCCAAAAUUGUAAUGAAUUUGCCAGGAACAUUAACCGGUGCUUCCUCAUCAUCAAGUGAUGAAGAACGAUUGAUCACAACAAGUGGAAAAUUGCAAUCAUUUGCUGAAACAUCAGGAAUAAUGAAAGCGACAAGCUCGUCACCAAUUACAAAUAAUUUUUUUGAAGAUUCUGAAUUAUCAACAAUUGCAACAACAGAGUCACAAGAUAAUGAAAUGGUUGUUAGUUUCAUCACAGGAAGAAAUCAUGAAUUAAUCACUGAUAAAUCACUGCAUACCCCUUUUAUUGCUUCGAUUGCUGAAACUAUCAAUGAUGAAAUCGUUACUGCAAAUAGUUUCACAAUUAAAUCACAAAUAUUUCCUAGCAAAGAAAUUUUUGAUGCCAGUCAAACAACCGAAACUUCCAUAUUAUCAAGUUUAAGAACGAAAAAUUUCAUUGAAUCUUCAACUAUUACACAGAAUACCAUAAAAGGGAUUCAAAAUGCAAUUGAGGACGACGAAAUUGAACUUCCAGCCAUAACAGAAAAGAAACAACCAGUGUCUGUUUUUAAUAUAUCACUACCAGCUUUACUAUAUGAUGCUCAAUUUAUAUCGUAUAUUAAUCGAACAAGCAGUAAUUACAAUUUCUUAUUUUUGGAUGAAGUCAGUUAUACAGAAGAAAAGGAAUCAGAAGUACUUGAUUCAUCAAAAAUUGCUUUUAUCAUGGAUGACGAAUCUACUUCACUAGAUAAUUUAGGAAAUGAUGCAAAUGAAACAUACGUUGAUUUUUAUUUAGAUGAUUCUAUAUCAUCAGUAGAUGAUACGAUAGCAGAAGAAAGGUUUAGAUUAGCAAACUUAGCAGUGAGAAAUAAACAAGAAAUACGAUUUCAACCAGAAACGACAACUAUUAUAUCAGUUCUUGGUGGGACGACACGAGCAAAUACUGUCUCGAAUUGGAUAAAAAAUGCUAAAGAACAUCACCAUAGUUUAUUUUCAGCGGAUAGCGAUUCGUCAUUACAUUAUCUGACAAAAAAUACAGUAGCAAUUAGCACGUUGGAGAAUACACAAUUACCUGCGAUAUCACAGGAUUUUGAAGGAUUGAGGAAAGAAUUUGAUGACAUAACUUCAAGUCAUCAGGAAAUUAAUGCAACUGAAAGCAUAACAGUAUCAAAAAUAGAAAAUCCAAUAAAAUCUGAUUUUACUGUCCGAACAACAGAUGAAAAUUUCAAUGCUCCAAUUGCUGUACGUAUGGUCAUUUCGAGAGCGCUAAAUAGUAUUGAGAAUCCGAGCAACACUUUAUCCUCUAGCAUACCAUCUCCUGAAAUUGAAGCAAUUGCUGCAACAAAUAUUAAUUACGAAAAGAUUGCUGAUCAAACAAUAACAAUAUUGAAAGCAAAAAAGCCUGUCAGAAAUAAUUUAUCUUCAUCUAUUAUAUCAACUACUCAGUGGACUUCUACUGUAAAGCCAACAGUAGCUUUAUCUUCUGAUCAAAUUUUCCUACGUGAAUUAAGUACAACAACAGCACAUUCACAUUCGCAAUCUCAAAUUGAUGAAAGUACCGCUGACAGAAGUAAAAGUGAAGAAUGGCUAAAUAUCACAGACAGGAAUGAUAAUAUUGCUGAUACUUUUCAAACAUCAACUACUGAUAUAAUAUCGCAGUCUUCAUCAAUGAUCAAUGAAAAUUCAUUUUUGCAGAAUAGGCACAACAUGAACAAAAAUGCUAUUACUUCAGUUAGUACCGCUAUCUUGAAUGAUACACAGAAUGAUACUUCUUUAACGAUCAUGUGA
This is a messenger RNA of Cercopithifilaria johnstoni, 3285 nucleotides long. Lineage: Eukaryota; Metazoa; Nematoda; Chromadorea; Rhabditida; Onchocercidae. The record is from the annotation of a GenBank genome assembly.